This is a messenger RNA of Cryptotermes secundus, 5434 nucleotides long. Its product is annotated as disks large 1 tumor suppressor protein. Gene Ontology annotation, cellular component: neuromuscular junction; neuron projection; postsynaptic density membrane. NCBI's taxonomy places the organism in Eukaryota, Metazoa, Arthropoda, Insecta, Blattodea, Kalotermitidae. Gene Ontology annotation, biological process: chemical synaptic transmission. Gene Ontology annotation, molecular function: kinase binding. The record is from RefSeq and is a predicted model, not a curated record.
AAUGGAGGAUCCCUUGCUGAACUUACGCAGUAGACAUUCAAAGUAAAAUUGGGGAAUCAUUCCCUUUUUAACGGUAACAUAAAAACAGUUCGGCGAAAACAUCCAUACCUUCGUGACUGUUAUAAAGAAUGACCGUCAGGCUUUGAACAAAGAACACAAUUACAAUGAAUUGUGAUGUAACAUUUUUAUGUUAAUGUUUGCUGAUCGCAACUUCUUCUAAGGAACUCUGCAGACAAAAUAUCAAAAGGAUUGUGUUAAUUAUAGGAAGCCGUACAUAAAAAUAUGCACUCAUAAAUACCUAUUGGUCCGCAAAACGGGAAUCAUAGAUUGAACUUCAAGGUCAUGCUUUCUGACACUGUUCGUGUGUGUGUAAAAGUGCGUCGAUUAAACGAAAUUCUAUUUUAUCGUAUUGAUAUUUCCUAACCGUUUCCAUCCAAUAAUUGUGAAGCCGCAGUGAAGAGAUUAUCAAACUGUGAGUUACCCAUAACACAGCUCAGUGUGCUACAUAUAAGUACACACACUCUUAUAUUUGUAAUCGAGAAAUUUACUCAGAUGGAAUCUAUUCAAAUAUAAAUGGUAUAGAUUAUUUGGAUGAGUGCUGUGUUUAAACCGUAAAUGCAAGUGAACGUUUCGUUUAAAUAUUUAAUAAAGCUUCUGCAAACAAAUUUUCAUAUUGCUCAACCCUACAGGCGUCAUACAAUUAUCGUAUGGGACGUCUGGCAGAAGAGCGUGCAAAAGAUUCGGAGAAUAUAGGAGUUACGCGAGAAAGGCAUGUGUCGUCAGUAUCGCACGGUUAUUUAUGAUCUUAUUUAUGAUAAAGAUAAUGAAAGUGAAACAACUGUCAUUAAUACACGUGACAUUAUGAUGACAAUGCUGCUGAAAUCCGAGGAGUUCAGGAUCAAGAUGGCGCUUUUCGGGAUGGUGUGGCUAUUGCGCGUGCGCGCCGAAAUGCGUCGUUGCGCCAAGUGUCGACGAGAGGAAAUGCAACAAAAACAGCAGCAGCAGCAGCAACAACAACAACAACAACAACAACAACAACAACUCCAACAACAAAGGCAGGAAAGUCUGCAGUCCAGUGAUGACCACAUAUCGACCUCUUCUGCAGCCACGUUUUAUACUCUGGAUACCCCUGGUCCUGGUGGCACCUACUGUGAGGUUCACGGCUAUGUCCCGCCCAAGGAAGAUAUCCAGGAAUUCUACGAGCUGACACUUCUGGACGACACGAAGUCCAUCCAACAAAAAACUGCCGAGACGAUCCGUAUAGCAAACAAAUGGGAGGCGAGCGACGGACCCAUAACCCCCACAUAUGGCAACAAUGACGGCAGCUACGACGGUCGGGUCUCUGGAACUCUGCUGCCCCUGACACAGGCUCUCAUGACACUUCAGGAUCGCCGUUCCGCUAGUCCUGAUGACCCGCAACUAGCCUAUUCACAGAAAACGCGGUACAGUACAGAGGAGGAGCUACCUCCACCGCCAUCUCCGCCACAGCUGAAGGAGGUUUCGUCCUUGGACGGAGUACCACGACCCACAUCGACAGAGAGGAUCCUCGCAGAGACCGCAGCCCAGCAUGUCAUCUUGAGGGACGGACACCAGCAGAGCAAUGACAGCUGGCAGGGGCAUGACAGUGAUCAGGCGCACACACCUCUCCUGUCAGGAGAUAACAAACAUGUGAAUGGUGACGCGGAAUGGGAAUACGAAGAGAUCGUACUGGAACGAGGCGGCGCAGGUUUGGGGUUCAGCAUCGCCGGUGGCACAGACAACCCGCACAUCGGCGAUGACACGGCCAUUUAUAUCACGAAACUCAUCCCCGGCGGGGCGGCGGCGGCUGACGGCAGGCUACGCGUUAACGACACCAUUCUGCAAGUUAAUGAUGCGACAGUGGUGGACGUGCCGCAUGCCGCGGCGGUGGAUGCCCUCAAAAGGGCUGGCAAUGAAGUCAGACUGUAUGUCCGAAGACGCCGCAGUCCAGGCAAUGUCCGUUUGCUGGAGAUUGAGCUGCUUAAGGGCACGAAAGGCCUCGGGUUCAGUAUUGCAGGUGGAAUAGGCAACCAGCACAUACCAGGUGACAAUGGCAUCUAUGUGACCAAGAUUAUGGAUGGUGGUGCGGCGCAGAUUGACGGUCGGCUGUUGGUCGGAGACAAGCUGGUCGCAGUCCGCAACACGCCGCAUGGAGAAAAGAACUUAGAAAAUGUUACACACGAAGAAGCAGUAGCAACGUUGAAGGCCACACAAGACCGAGUUGUGCUGCUUGUGGCAAAACCUGAAACAGCUUACCUGCCACCACCACCAGAUGUCUCAAGUACGCCACCUCCACCUCCCCCUUUGGAAACACCAAUGCCAUAUUCAGACUCGCUCAAUGCAUCAAUGGCUCUGCAGGCAUCCACACCACGAGCUGUCAGUGAAGAAGACAUUUCUCGGGAGGCACGCACUGUGGUACUUAGCAAAGGCAAUACUGGAUUGGGCUUCAACAUAGUAGGUGGAGAAGAUGGUGAAGGCAUCUUUGUGUCAUUCAUUUUGGCUGGUGGUCCAGCAGACUUGAGUGGAGAGUUGCGACGUGGGGACCAGAUUCUCAGUGUAAAUGGCAUCAACUUACGUUCUGCCACUCAUGAAGAGGCCGCACAGGCGCUCAAGGGUGCAGGCCAAACUGUGACAAUUGUAGCCCAAUACCGGCCAGAAGAGUACAACCGCUUUGAAGCAAAGAUCCAUGAUCUGAAACAGCAGAUGUCCCAGCAGAUCAUGUCUGGCACCCUCAUGAGGACCUCACAGAAACGAUCUCUCUAUGUCCGGGCUUUGUUCGAUUACGACCCAAAUAAAGAUGAUGGGCUACCAAGUAGAGGAUUACCUUUCCACUAUGGUGACAUCCUUCAUGUAACAAAUGCAAGUGAUGAUGAAUGGUGGCAAGCACGGAGAGUCCUUGCCACAGGCGAGGAGGAAGGUAUGGGUAUUGUGCCAUCCAAACGUCGUUGGGAACGGAAGCAGAGGGCACGAGACAGAACAGUCAAAUUUCAAGGGCAUGUGCCUGGAGGGGUUAUCCUUGACAAGCAAUCCACAUUAGAUAGAAAGAAGAAGAAUUUCUCAUUCAGCCGAAAGUUUCCUUUCAUGAAGAGUAAAGAUGACAAAUCAGAAGAUGGCUCAGACCAGGAACCCUCACCUACCACCCCAAACAACGAUGGUGAUCCUACAACAGUACCUUUCAUGCUGUGCUAUACACAAGAUGAUACUCAUACGGAAGGUGGAGAAGAAACUGUGUUGUCAUAUGAGGCUGUACAGCAAUUGCAAAUCCAGUACACAAGGCCUGUCAUCAUCCUUGGACCCCUAAAAGACCGAGUUAAUGAUGACCUCAUUUCAGAGUUCCCAGACAAGUUUGGUAGCUAUACAACAAGGCCAAAGCGUGAAUAUGAAGUGGAUGGGCGGGAUUAUCACUUUGUUGCUUCACGUGAACAAAUGGAACGUGACAUUCAGAAUCACCUGUUUAUUGAGGCAGGCCAAUAUAAUGAUAACCUGUAUGGCACAUCAGUUGCAUCUGUUAGGGAGGUAGCUGAAAAGGGCAAACACUGCAUCCUUGACGUGAGUGGCAACGCCAUCAAGAGGUUACAGGUAGCACAACUGUUCCCCAUCGCCAUCUUCAUCAAACCAAAGUCCAUUGAAUCCAUCAUGGAGAUGAACAAACGUAUGACAGAAGAACAGGCCAAGAAAACCUUUGAACGUGCCAUGAAGAUGGAACAGGAAUUUGGAGAAUACUUCACAGCUGUAGUGCAAGGUGACACACCUGAAGAUAUCUAUGUGAAAGUCAAGGAGGUGAUCCAGGAGCAGGCUGGGCCCACCAUUUGGGUGCCAUCAAAAGACCAGCUGUGACGGGGCGCCUCGCCCUCCCCUUGGACCCUGCCUGCUCGCCAUGCCCAUUGAACAGACCGUACAGCACCAUGCUAGGCCAAGAUAUGUUCAGUCUGACUUUUCCUGAUUGCAACAAUUUGCUGUUGUGAAGGAGUGCCAAACCUCAGUUCACAAAGUCAGCUGGUGCAAGAAACUGUGUAUUCGGGGCAAAUUGUGCCAGGAGCGGGAGGACAGGCCAACAGGAAGGAGAGUGGCUAUAAUGACUUGCCAACUAGGGAGUGGAGGAGGAAAAUCAGAUAACCUCAAGUCACAAUGAUUGCCCCUCCCCUAUCCCUUUUGGUGUUUCAAAAUGUACAUUGUAACACUAGUUGAAUGAAUUUUCAGACUGGACGUGUACAGACUGCAGUGAUAAUUACAGGCAAUGUGUUAUCUGCCCACCAUGGCUCCAACUUAUUUUGCCUUUUUUUUAACAAAGACAUUAAAUGUCACCAUACAGUCAUUUAAAGAUCUGUUAACUCUUAAACUGUACCCAAAAUUCACUUACUGCAAAUUGUUUCUUGUUCUUCACUAAUCGUAUCACCUCGAAACAGAUGCUUUAUUGAAUUGUGAUGUAAGUUAUGCGGAGUGUUCUAAUGUUCAUGCAAUGUGUAUAUGUUAUCAGCUGGAACAGGGUUUUUGUUCCCCUGAUAAGAUACCGGGAGAUUAGCCCAAUUUUGUGAUUCUGGUGACUCGUCACUGGCCAAACCUUUUUCCUCAGAAUUAUUUAGUAACAUAUUUUUCAUAGCAGUUUCCCCUUAUUUGCAACAUAAGUGGUACAUAAAAGUAUUUAAUCUUGAGUGUAAUUGUAAGUUGCUUGUUGGGCUGAUCUGCUAAAGACAAGUGUUGUAAGGCCAUGUGAUGUUCUGAUAGUCUUUGAAGUGUGAUGGUGACUGAUAUUAACUAAUCUUUUCUAUCGUAAUUUAAUGCAAAUUUUAAACCCGUUAUGGGUUGUUGGAUACUCUUGCAGUUAUGAUAUCUAGUAUAAUGAAGGAAACAGCUCCAGAUAGGCAGAAGAGGUAUGGUACAUGAUUAUUGCAAGUCUUGAAACCCUGCCACAGACAAACAAAAUUGAAGGCGUUUUUGAAGAGUUCUUUUUAUUGAUCAUUUAAAUGUGCAAGUUUGAGGUAACAGUAACUGGGUACUAUGUAUAAUUGUGUUGUUCCAUGUGGUAUGAUGAGUCAUGGAUUUUUAAAUUUAUGAUAGAGUUUUGGGUUUACAAGAAACUUUGUUCCUAGUAACAGCUCAUAUAAAUUUCUCAUAUUUUGUAUGCCUGGUGCCUCCAUCAGAUGUGGCAGUGUUACAGACAUGCACUACAGCAUCCCUCCUUUCAGUACUCUUCAACAUGAUACUCCAAGCAGCAAUAGAUCUUUCUUUUUUUACCAUUAUCCAGGUCACUGUGUGAUGAGUGAGGAAAAGUAAGGUGUGUAUGCUUUCCCAUGGAGAAACUUGUUUGUUAUAUCCAGUGGCUGCAGCUGUGUAAAAGUGUUGUUGAAUAAUUAUGUAAACAAGAAAAUAAUUGCCCAUUUCAUUGAAAGUGUAAAUAAAGUUACAUCCCCUUGAA